UGGGCGGAGGCAGGCGCUUGGGCACUUCGCGCUCUCCGCUGCGUGAAGUGCAGCUCUCUUUGCCCGGCUGUCUCUCGCCACGGUCUGCGGGCUUCGCUCCAGCGCCUCGGCGUCUGCGUUCGGGCGCCGGUCCCGGAAGUGGGCUCGCGCCCCGCGGUUUCAGCGGUGGGACGGCGGCGGUCGCCACGGUGGCAGCCACAGCCUCUCGUCCUACCUCCGCGGCCCUAGACGCCGUGGUAUCGGCGGGCCCCGAGCCUAUGACAGGCCAGGGCCAGCCGGCGUCUGGGUCGCCGGCGUGGAACACGGUGUUUCGCCACGUCCGAUAUGAGAACCUGGUGGCGGGCGUGAGCGGUGGGGUCCUGUCCAACCUCGCGCUGCACCCGCUCGACCUCGUGAAGAUCCGCUUUGCUGUGAGUGAUGGAUUGGAAGUGAGACCGAAAUACAAAGGAAUUGUGCACUGUUUGACUACCAUUUGGAAAAUUGAUGGACUACGGGGACUGUACCAAGGAGUAACUCCAAAUGUGUGGGGUGCAGGUUUAUCCUGGGGACUCUACUUUUUCUUCUAUAAUGCCAUCAAGUCAUAUAAGACAGAAGGAAGAGCUGAACAGUUAGAAGCAACAGAAUACCUUGUGUCAGCUGCUGAAGCUGGAGCCAUGACCCUCUGCAUUACAAAUCCAUUGUGGGUAACAAAAACUCGCCUUAUGUUACAGUACAAUGGUGUUGUUAACCCCCCACAGCGACAAUAUAAAGGAAUGUUUGAUACACUUGUGAAAAUAUAUAAAUAUGAAGGUGUGCGUGGAUUGUAUAAGGGAUUUGUUCCUGGACUGUUUGGAACAUCACAUGGUGCUCUUCAGUUUAUGGCAUAUGAAUUGUUGAAAGUGAAAUAUAACCAGCAUAUCAACAGAGUACCAGAAGCCAAACUGAACACAGUAGAAUAUAUAUCUGUUGCAGCACUAUCCAAAAUAUUUGCUGUAGCAGCAACAUACCCAUAUCAAGUGGUGAGAGCUCGUCUUCAGGAUCAGCACAUGGUAUACAAGGGGGUGUUGGAUGUGAUCAGAAAGACAUGGAGGAAAGAAGGCAUCGGCGGAUUUUACAAAGGAAUUGCACCUAAUUUGAUUAGAGUGACGCCAGCCUGCUGUAUCACUUUUGUGGUAUAUGAAAAUGUCUCCCACUUUUUGCUUAACCUUAAGGAAAAUAGAGAGUAAACUAAAAGGAGUUAAUUCCAGUAUCUCUGCCCAAGGCAGCCAUGUGGCUACCUUGUGCUUAAGAUGUAAAACUCAGAAGAAUACUGCACAGCACCAUGGCUUAUCAGGAUUGGUCUGUAAUCAUUAUGUGUCGAAGAACUGCUAAGUCAUUGUUAUGUGUUUCUGCUUUUUGCCUUUCCCAUCUGUAUGGGACUUGGAUAUCUCUGCCAGAAAUGGGAACCAUCAACGCACCGUAAAGCUGACAUGAAGCAGAGAAUUACACCGAUUUCUCCAUUUCAUUAUUCAAGUAGAAGCUGAUUUGCACCAAUUGCUAAACGGUAUAGAUGUAUGUGCAUUACUUUCUGAACUCAUUUGCCUGGAUUGGCUGUAAAGAUCUACCUUUGUGUAAUACCAGGAAAACACCCUUUUAUAAGAAUGUUGUUGCUGUUUUCAAGGAUGUAGUGGAAAAGACAUUGUCCAAAAACCAGACCAUUUUAGAAUUGGGAAAUCUGAGUGAGAGAAAAAACCCAUGAUAAAUGAGGUUUAGUUUUAAUUUAAUUGAAAUGCACUCAUCAGAGAAAUUUGGAAAUUAUGUACGUCCCAUAAUUUGAGAAAUACCUGGCAUCUGUUGUCACUCCCAUCACUAAUUUUCUUAUAGAGGCUUUUCUGUAAUUUAAAAUAUAAUCCUACCAUAAUCCAGUUACUUUUUGGAAUAGGUACCUAGUGUCUUCUAAGCUUAUAAAUUUGAAGGUCUAGAAUCAAGCUGUGUCAUAUUAGCUGUGUCACAUCAGCCUUAUUAACAUACUUGGCUUAAAGUCACUUAAUGGAUUUGCUAAUAGGUCAUAUUAUAUACAGAUACUGGAAUAAUCAGUAUGUGUUUGUUGACAAACUAUGUGGAAAUAAGAAACUUUUUCCUACUUCAGUUUUUGGGUAUAUGGGUCUAGAUUCUAAAUAAAUGAUUCAUCUAAACUGACUGCUGAAAUUCAGGCAUAAGUACAAAUUACAUUUAUGGUCAUUAUUGAUUUACUUUCAUGAGUUGCAGGUAGCUAUACAUUUAAAGCCUGCCCCCAAAGGACUCCAGGAGAGUGAAUAUUUCUAUCUGUCAUAAACAUGGCAUGAAUGAAGUUGCACUACCAUCUAUUUGUUGUAAAUAAAACCGUGGUUUCAAAGCCA
Messenger RNA from Condylura cristata (star-nosed mole), 2357 nucleotides. It is a transcript of the gene SLC25A32, whose product is annotated as solute carrier family 25 (mitochondrial folate carrier), member 32. Gene Ontology annotation, molecular function: folic acid transmembrane transporter activity; FAD transmembrane transporter activity. Gene Ontology annotation, cellular component: mitochondrion; mitochondrial membrane. The transcript is spliced from 7 exons. The record is from RefSeq and is a predicted model, not a curated record. Gene Ontology annotation, biological process: folate import into mitochondrion; nucleotide transport; mitochondrial transport. Bases 258 to 1205 code for a protein of 315 amino acids. Lineage: Eukaryota; Metazoa; Chordata; Mammalia; Eulipotyphla; Talpidae.